Molecule: messenger RNA, 1055 nt
Organism: Vitrella brassicaformis
Lineage: Eukaryota; Vitrellaceae
Source: the annotation of a GenBank genome assembly
AAAGUGCCGCGCCACGACCCAUUCAAAGGUACCCAACAAACACACCAAUCAAUCAGCAACAUCAUGAUGUGUAUACCGUAUGUGUGUGUGUGUGUGUUCAGAUUUCCGUCCGUUCCAUCUGUCGAUGUACGCCAAGCGGCCGCCAUGGGAGAAGUUUGAGGAAAUCUACAAGGCAGGCCAUUGCACUGCACGCCACACAUCGAAGCAUACACAUGAUGACCUGCUCUGUGUGUGCGUGUGUCAGGACGACGAGCCGCUUGAAGAGGAGGAAGACCUGCAGGCGCUCGAAGACAUCAGAAAUGCACUCGAUGUGAGGGAAGCGAACGAAGGGUCAUGACACGUCCCUUCCUGCAUGUGUGUCGACUCCACCUCCUGUCUGCAUGUCCGUGUGUGUCUUUCGUCGAUCCAUCAGGAGAGGGAGACGCUGCACACGGCGGACUUUGACGUGAUUGACGACACGGGCGAGCUGAGAUCGAGGUCACUCAGCGACAUUGCACGAGGUGGGUGCAUGAAGAUACCGACACCCAAACCCCCAUCCAUCCAUCCAUCCAGCCACACGCACACCUGUACGUGUCGGUAUGUUGCCGUGUCUUUUUCAGGUUCGUCAUCUGCUGAUGGGUACCUCUCAGCCCGCCACAGCCGAGACGAUGAGGCCGACAAUGAGGAGGAAGCCGGCGAUGACGAGCAAGAGGCAAGCGACACUCACCAUACACACACACACACACACACACGAAUGCGUUGGCCGGACCAAUGGGUGCAUUGCAUGUGUCUGUGUGUGUGCAGGGUGACGAAGGCGACCUGGGUGAUGAAGGUUUGUCGGGCGAUGAGGAUGCGGACGAAGACAUCGAGGAUGCCGCCACGCUGCCACCUAUCGACCGGACAUAGGCUGGAUGGAACCAAUCGUGUCUUCUGCAUGAUCACGCGUGUGUUAAACUUUGUCGUGUUCGUGGAUGAUACGCGACCCGAUGCUGGCUGCGAAGAGCCCGUAUGCAGUGCGUGUGUCAUAAUCGCGUCUGUCACUGUCCUCUCCGGUCUUUCCAUGAUGUCAACUCGAC